Molecule: messenger RNA, 834 nt
Organism: Purpureocillium takamizusanense
Lineage: Eukaryota; Fungi; Ascomycota; Sordariomycetes; Hypocreales; Ophiocordycipitaceae
Exons: 2
Coding region: 1-834 (277 amino acids)
Source: RefSeq, a predicted model, not a curated record
AUGGAAGACGUUCCGACGUGGCUCCAAGCUUUUAAAUACAUACGGGAUGAGCCGAGCUUCUCUCCAGUGCGGCAGCAGGACCGUUACGAAGACGACGCCGUUUCAGAGGCGUUUCUUGGCGUGAGCACGGCCGUCGAGCAGGCUGAUACUGCCCUGACUGCCGUGGAGGACGACACACAGUCCCAGUACGACACUGCGCUCCAGCACAACACGUGCAAAAAAAAUAUACAACUCGAACACGGAGCGACCUGGGGAACCGAGGCGGGUGGCGGGUUCUAUGUCGACCUGGGCCCAAAACAUCGGGUCAAGCGAACCCCUAGCGAUGAACGAUGCGCGGAAGCAGCACCAACCCCUGCCGUCCGCCCUAGGCGAACGGCCAAUGUCUUUGUCAAGCUCCCGGAGGAUUACACCGAGGAACAGGCGCAGGAACAGGCCCGGAAUCAUCAACGGGCCCAUAAACAGCAACUGGCGCAGAGGCCGACACAGGAGCCGGAGCAGCAGGUGCCGUUCAACGGCGAUCCGAUGGACUGGGACCCAGUACUGGUCGAGGAGGACACGGCCCAGGACGAGGCUAGGGAGGGGCCGGGACACGGCCAAGGCCACGAUGCGGUCCAUGCUUGCGGGCACUGUGCGUCGUUGAUCGGGGUGACGGGCCAGCUGGCGGCCCGCCUCCGGGAACACGACGUCUCGUCGAGAGCCCAGUGGGAGAGAAUCUGGCAAUUAGAACGGCUGGUCUGGGAGCAGAAUUGCCAGUUGCAGGAGCAACAGGCGGCGUUGGCGGCGGCGUGUCAGUGGAUGCAAUGGCAGCAGUGGAUGUGUGGAUCAAUAUACUAG